Molecule: messenger RNA, 1749 nt
Organism: Tigriopus californicus
Lineage: Eukaryota; Metazoa; Arthropoda; Copepoda; Harpacticoida; Harpacticidae
Product: protein ABHD11-like
Exons: 5
Coding region: 736-1719 (327 amino acids)
Cellular component (GO): mitochondrion
Source: RefSeq, a predicted model, not a curated record
CUGUGCUCCUCGAAAGAAUGCUCCCUCUUUUGACGUGGACGAAUAGUUGAGUCGCAUCAUUGGGAUUCAAUUGUCGCUUCGAACCCACACAAGUCUGAUUCACCACAACAUCCGUAUAAAGUGAGGACAAGACACUAUCCCCUCAAACAAAGUCAAAAGCACAAUAUUUGGUGUUAGCCCCAACCAUCACACUUUCGUUUGCUUAAAUCAGGAAGAGCUCAGAUUUAGGUGUCUGGGUAUACAAUGCCGCACAACUUCUUUGUAAUGCCUUCGAACACUAGAGCCAUGAUCUGAAACAGGUUUUCGUCCGAGAAAUUGAAGCGAUAUACUGAGGAGAAAUGAAGCAAUUCAAACUACAACGAAAACAAACAGCUGAUGUGAUUCGAUCAUUGUAAAAAGGAGCACCUCUACAAUCGGAAACCAUAUACAUACAGGCGCUCAGCUGACGUCUACCCUCUAAAAAACUCGUCUGCCUGGCUGGCUCGCAAAACACUCACUCGGCUUCGUUAUCUCUGUGGCUCAAAAACAAAGCUGUUUCUUUCAACAGUGGCAGAUUUCCCAGAUGGCGCUGGCAUCAGAUGGCGCCACUUUACUUUGGCACCGGCGACAUCAUUUCAAGCUUUCCUUCACCCGAGGUUGCGACGCAUUAAAUUUUGAGCUUGCGUAAGAGAAACAAACCCUCCGUGUGAACCAUGUAUUUUUUUUUUACAUGCACACUUCAGAGUUCUGUCAAUCAUGUCCCUUUUCAAACUAGCGUGGGUCCAACGAGGAUUUUUGGUUGCCAGACGCUGUGUUCAUAAUACUGCCAUACACAGCUCUAGCUUAAGAGACUGGAGCCAGUUACAUCCUGUUGCCCUGAAUUACUUGACCUUCGAGCCCAGUGAUGGUGCUACCCGUGCUACCCGUGCUACCCGUGCUCCCCCUGAUCAGGCAUCGGCCCCAUCCAAAGGUCCCAUUGUGAUUUGCCACGGGAUGCUCGGUUGUGCUCAGAACUGGAGCACUUUAGCCCGUCUCAUCGCCAAUCGAACGGAAAGGAUGGUCCUCGUCCCCGAUGCCCGUAAUCACGGCCAGAGCCCCAAAUUGGGACCCAUCACAUAUCCUCAUUUGGCGGCGGAUCUCAGGCGAUUGUGUCACGACCUGGACUUGAACGAUAUCACGCUCAUUGGACACAGCUUAGGAGGAAGGACUGCAAUGCUCUUGGCAUUGUUGGAGUCUGCGCCAAUCAAACAUUCGUGCGUGCAUCCAACCACUCGAGGCGGUAUCAAGAGGAUGAACAAUUUCCUCCAGGCCUUGGCCAAUGUCGACUUUCAAGCUAUUCCUGACUCUGCUUCGUUCAACCAAGCCAAGGCGAUCGUGGAUCGGAUUUUAGCCCGCUCCAUGGGUGACCAAACACUUCGAUCUUGGCUCUUGAUGAACUUAACCCAAAGCUCGGAAGACGAGGGAAAAUUCAAAUAUUCGUGGUCGUUUGAUGUCCACCUCUUUGAAGCGCACUUUGAAAAGGAUUUGGUAAGGGUUCCGGGCCAAGAGCAAUGGGUUCCAUUCGGAAAACCAACGCUUUUCUUGGGAGGGGCCAAGUCCAAUUAUAUUCCUCGUGAUGGACACGAUCUCAUCCGUCGUCACUUUCCUGGAGCUGUAUUUGAUUAUGUCGCCGAUGCCGGACACUUUGUGCAUGUGGAUAAUCCAGAGGAAUUUUUGCGGAAACUAGUAGAUUUUUUAUGAAUAUACACUGUCACUGCGUACGCCUACUCA